Molecule: messenger RNA, 1611 nt
Organism: Verticillium dahliae VdLs.17
Lineage: Eukaryota; Fungi; Ascomycota; Sordariomycetes; Glomerellales; Plectosphaerellaceae
Product: Delta(24(24(1)))-sterol reductase
Exons: 3
Coding region: 1-1611 (536 amino acids)
Biological process (GO): ergosterol biosynthetic process
Cellular component (GO): endoplasmic reticulum membrane
Molecular function (GO): Delta24(24-1) sterol reductase activity
Source: RefSeq, a predicted model, not a curated record
AUGGCGACACGUAUCCAAACCCCCAACGGGCAUGAGUACCGCGAUCCCAAUUCUGGCAAACAUCCCGACAGUCCAAACGGUAACCCAAGACAACGUACAGCGACUACAUCCAAAAAGCAAAACGGCGGGAAGAAUUCAAAGGAAGAAAAGUCCACCGCAAGCCAUUUUGGUCUUCAAGAAGCAGAAGGCACCCAGCGUACAUACCGCAAGGGUGAGUUUAUCGAUGGCUGGGAGGUCGGGACGAACCCCAAAGUCGAUACCUCGGGCGUCUUCGAAUUCGGAGGCUCAGCUGGUGUCUCGUCCCUGAUGAUCGGGUUUCCCUUGCUGAUGUGGUAUAUGUGGAUUGGCGCCGCCUGCUACAACGGCAACAUUCCCUGGCCUGAGGCGAACCAGAGCUGGACACAGUUUGGUCAACAUCUCAGCCAUCUUAUGUAUACCGACGCCUUCCCGACCCUGCGCGCUUGGCGCAUCUACUGGUCAUUUUUCGUCUUCGAGGCUAUAUCCUAUUGUGUCUUGCCGGGAGUUUGGGGCUGGGGGAAGCCUCUGCCUCACGAGGGUGGUAAGCAGUUGAAAUAUUACUGCAACGCCUACUUUACGUUUCACUUUACGAUUGCUAUUAUGGCUGCCCUCCAUCUUACUGGCAUCUUUCGGCUGUAUACCGUUAUCGACGAGUUUGGCCCUUUGCUGACGGUAAGUAUCCUGAGUGGCUACCUUGUAGCUACUAUCGCCUACCUCUCGACUCUGUUGAGAGGUGCGCAGCAUCGUGUUUCUGGCUAUCCUAUUUACGAUUUCUUCAUGGGUGCCGAGCUCAAUCCUCGUAUGUUUGGCAUUUUGGAUUUCAAAAUGUUCUUUAUGGUGCGAAUUCCCUGGUUCAUCAUAUUCGGCCUCUCCUGCGGUGCCGCAGCCCGCCAAUAUGAGAGGUACGGGUACGUCUCUGGCGAGGUGCUUUUCCUGGUGGUCGCACACUACCUCUACGCCAACGCCUGUGCCAAAGGCGAGCAGCUCAUCAUAUCCUCUUGGGACAUAUACUAUGAAAAAUGGGGCUUCAUGCUUAUCGUCUGGAACCUAGCCGGCGUUCCCAUGUCGUAUUCACACUGUACCAUUUACCUGGCGAAUCACCAUCCGUCCGAGUACAAGUGGAAUUCUUUCGCGCUCGUUGCCCUAUACAUCUCAUACUUAUUCGCGUAUUGGAUCUGGGAUACCACCAACAGUCAGAAGAAUGGCUUCCGAGCUGAGGAACGUGGUCAGCUGGUCAGCCGGAAGACCUUCCCCCAACUACCGUGGCAAACCGUCAAGAACCCCAAGACCAUCACGUCGGAUAAGGGAGACGUCAUCAUGGUUGACGGCUGGCUGGGCUAUGCUCGGAAGAUCCACUAUACGUGCGACGUCUACUUUGCUCUGUCGUGGGGCCUGAUUACUGGCUUCCGGAGUCCGUUCCCUUGGUUCUAUCCGGUCUUCUUCUCCAUCAUGGCCAUUCACCGCGCUGAGCGCGAUCAUCGUCGCUGUCGCGAGAAGUAUGGCGAGGCGUGGAAGCAGUACGAGCUAGAGGUACCAUAUCUCUACAUUCCGGCGAGUUCCAUCUAUCAUCAUGUUGAGAGAAGGCGUGACUAA